GCACGUCAGCGUUUACUGAGAGUGGUAAUCAAGAAGACGGUAUAGUGAAACUUUCGAACAAGUUCUGGAAUUUGUCUAAACAUUUGAUUUUUCAAAUUUUUAAUUUUGAAAUUCAUACGAAUUGGGUGAUUCUUAUAAAAUGGCAGAAUCAAGUGAACCACACAAAAUUAAGUUAACUGUGAAAACCCCAAAGGAUAAGAAAGAUGUAGAGGUACCAGAAGAGGCCUCAGUUAAAGAGCUGAAAGAAAUUGUAGCAGAAAAGUUUGGGGCAACUUCUGAACAGGUGUGCCUUAUUUUCGCUGGCAAAAUUCUUAAAGAUCAAGAAACACUGAAAGGACAUAACUUGAAAGAUGGCCUCACAGUACAUCUUGUGAUCAAAUCAGUAAAUACAAGCAGGGCUACACAAGAAACAACUAGUAAUGUUUCGUCAAACACAACAUCCCAGCCGUCUACAACUCCUAGCAGACCCACAGAGCCAAGUUCUUCAUCACCCUUUGGGAUUGGUGGGUUGGGUGGACUUGCAGGAUUGUCAAAUAUGGGGUUGGGUUCAGGGAACUUUAUGGAAAUGCAACAGAAUAUGCAAAGAGAAUUACUUUCUAAUCCAGAUACAUUACGCCAAAUGAUGGACAAUCCACUUGUUCAAUCACUCAUGAGCAAUCCUGAUUACAUGAGACAAAUCUUAACAUCUAACCCUCAAAUGCAGCAGUUGCUAGAGCGUCAUCCGGAAAUCAAUCAUGUUAUGAACAAUCCUGAAUUAUUGAGACAAACAAUGGAAAUAGCAAGGAAUCCUGCAAUGCUACAGGAACUUAUGCGUAGCCAAGAUCGAGCGCUUUCCAAUUUGGAAUCGAUUCCUGGAGGAUACAGCGCGCUUCAAAGGAUGUACCGUGACAUUCAGGAGCCUAUGUUCAAUGCUGCUCAAGAACAGUUUGGUGGCAAUCCCUUUGCCGCUUUAGUAAAUAACGCGGGCUCGGUUGCUGGAUCAGCUAAUCCUCAGGCAGGACAAGAGAACCGUGCUCCGUUACCAAACCCCUGGUCUGGACUAUCAUCAACUCAGUCCAGUGGAACUAGUUCUGAGGCAAGAACUACUGGUGAAAAUCGCAGUACGACCACUCCAGCUACCCAGGGCAUGCCGGGCAUGACAGGAAUGCUUAACUCUCCAGGGAUGCAAUCUCUAAUGCAACAAAUUGUUGAUAAUCCGCAGCUUAUGCAGAGCAUGAUGAAUGCUCCUUAUGUCCAGAGUAUGUUCCAGCAAAUGGGUUCAAAUCCACAAUUGGCCGAACAGAUGAUCCUCAACAAUCCGCUAUUUGCGAGCAAUCCAGCUAUGCAAGAACAAAUGAGGACAAUGCUACCAACAUUUAUGUCUCAGCUCAAUAAUCCUGAAAUCCAAAGUUUAGUUACAAAUCCACAGGCUAUGUCGGCGAUGAUGCAAAUUCAGCAAGGAAUGGAACAACUCCGACAAGUGGCCCCAUCGUUUGCAACUACACUUGGACUUGGUACACUUCCUCCGCCUUUGAAUCCUGCUACGAGCACCGUGCCAACUUCUUCGGCUACAACGUCGACAACAUCGCCUCCUGCACCCACAACUACCCAACCCGGUUCUGAUGCUUUUAGCAACAUGAUGGCAAGCAUGCUCACUUCCCUAGCAGGGCAAGGUGGAAUGGGAAGUGGAAUUGGGGGCGUCGGUGGCUCCACCCAACCACCGGAGGAGAGAUACCGUUCUCAGCUGGAACAAUUAGCGGCUAUGGGAUUUAUUAAUCGGGAUGCUAACCUUCAAGCCUUGAUUGCUACCUUUGGUGAUGUCAAUGCUGCUGUGGAAAGAUUACUGCAGAAUCGACCUAUGAUUUAAAUGUCGUCAGAUGAUUCUUUGUUCUUUCUUUCUUUAUUAUUACUUUUUUCCCUACCACUCUUGCCAUUCUUUUCCUUUUACCUAGACAAUUCCUUUCUAAUUCUUUUUGGGUUGAUUACGGAAACGGUUCCCUGUUCUUGUCGAUUCCAACCGCAUUACUUUGAAGACUGUUUACAAGGUACUUUUUUUCUUGUAGUCAGACGGGUUGUAACAAUGAUUUCUUUAUCUUACACCUCUCGUCCACCUAACCAUUUUAAGUUUCCCCUCCCCAAGGUGUUUCCAGACACAUUUCCAAGCCUAUCACUUCUCUCUUUCCUUGGUUGUAUAAUCAGAGAUGUUAGAAUCCAUCCAAUAUAUAAGUGAUCAAAAA
This is a messenger RNA of Daphnia magna, 2216 nucleotides long. It is a transcript of the gene Ubqn, whose product is annotated as ubiquilin-1. The record is from RefSeq and is a predicted model, not a curated record. The transcript is spliced from 10 exons. Gene Ontology annotation, molecular function: polyubiquitin modification-dependent protein binding. Gene Ontology annotation, cellular component: cytosol. Gene Ontology annotation, biological process: ubiquitin-dependent protein catabolic process. Bases 140 to 1846 code for a protein of 568 amino acids. NCBI's taxonomy places the organism in Eukaryota, Metazoa, Arthropoda, Branchiopoda, Diplostraca, Daphniidae.